Molecule: messenger RNA, 2009 nt
Organism: Topomyia yanbarensis
Lineage: Eukaryota; Metazoa; Arthropoda; Insecta; Diptera; Culicidae
Product: E3 ubiquitin-protein ligase TRIM37-like
Exons: 4
Coding region: 230-1954 (574 amino acids)
Biological process (GO): protein autoubiquitination; negative regulation of centriole replication
Cellular component (GO): peroxisome; aggresome
Molecular function (GO): ubiquitin protein ligase activity; ubiquitin protein ligase binding; tumor necrosis factor receptor binding
Source: RefSeq, a predicted model, not a curated record
UUUCCCGUGGAUCGAACGCGAAAAAGAUCAAUUUUCGGCGUGAUUUGUGCUAAAAUUUCCAGAGCGCGUUUCCAUUCGUUGAUAAGUAGGUUAAAGGUACAAUCAGUUUGUCGACCUCGUCACGCGCAGCUGUGCAAUCACUUCACUCGACAGUGACCCCGAUGUGAGAAUUUAAUCGCGAUCGCGAUCGUGGCUGCUGUUUACAAACUGUCGGUGCUGAGAUUGCAAGAUGGCCGCUGAAUUAUCACAACAAAGGCAGCAACAGCUGCUGCAGGAGUUGAGCGAGAGCUUAGAGUGUCAGAUCUGUUUGAAGACAACGGAUGAUCCGCAUCUGUGUCCGAAGUGUUCCAAAUUUUUCUGCUAUGGCUGCAUCCGCGACUGGUUGCAAAAGUCCGGGAAGGAUGCCUGUCCGAACUGUUUGGGCACGGUGUGUUUGGCGGAAUUUGUGAAGUUUCGGUGGGCUGAUGGAAUCGAAUCGAUCAGAAAUUUAGUUUCGAAACCCGGUACGUUGCCGGUUCCGGCAACAGCAAAAACUUUGGAAGCAGCCCUCCGGAAGACACAGGAAACGUUUAAAAUUACGUCCGAACGGAUCGGUCAAUCUUUGACCGAUCGAAAGGAAGCCCUGAAAAAAGCUCGCGACGGAUUGAUCAAAUCGAUUAACAUUCUUGUACAGCAGGAAUUCCGCGAGAUCAAUCAACAGUACAACGGUAAGUUAGCCGAAGUGGACGCUUGGAGUACGAUUCUGUCCAAGGAACUGGACAAGGUGGAGGUUAGUUUGUAUUCGAUUCAGGAAAACAGCACCAAAGAGUGUUCACCUGAAACGGAACAACAGCUGGAGCUGCAGUGUCAGGUCGUUGCCAAGAAGUUGGAAAUUCUGGCACCGAACGUUCCGGAGCAUCGGUUCAGCUGUAAAUUGAUGCCUGGCCCGGUGUCGUGGCGGUUUACGGUGAGAAACUUUGGUCAAGCGCGCACCGCUAAUCAGGUGCAGUACUCGGAUCUGGUUCGGGACGAUUUGGGGAACACCUGGCGGUUGGAGAUUCAUCCGAAUGGGUUUGACGAUGCACGAAACGUCAGUCUGAGCGUGUUUUUGCAACUUUACGAUGGAUUGGAAGGAAGGUAUCGCUUCACCAUUGAACUACCCCAUCGAACCCAUCCGCAUUUGUACGAAGACGAGGACCACUUCCAGCUGCGCAAGGGCUGGGGCCAAAACCAUUUCGUAGAUUUGAAGCUACUGUUCGAUGAGUUUCUGGAAAACGAUUCCUUCGAGUUGCGAUUCUCCGUUCGCUCACCGGAUCUGAUAGAGAAGUUCAACUGUCUGCGGAAGUACGCCGACAAGUUGGAACGGAAUAAUUCAUCCUUGAGGGAGGAAUGUUCGGUGGACUGCAUCAAUGAAGUAUGCUGCAUUAGAAAUAUGGCAGAAGCGAGUAAUAGUGGCAUUUGUUUGUACUCGGAUACUUUCCGGGAUGAUUUGGGCGGUUCCUGGAGGCUGCAGGUCUUUCCCGGUGGAAAUGGCGAUAUCAGGGGAAUGUUUGCUUGCAUUUUUCUCGAGCUUGUUGAUGGAAUUCCGAAUGUGUACGAAUUCUCGGUGGAGCUAAUUAACGAUUCGCCGAAAAAAUCAAUUAAAAAAUCACUGGAACACAACUUCCAACCGUGGAUGCCGUUCGGUUGGAAAAAUUUCAUCUCCCGGGAGGAUCUGCUGGCGGGUGGUUACCUCAAGAAGGACGCUCUGAUGAUCUGUCUCACCGUGCGACCACCCACGGUCGGGCAAAAGUUCAACUACCUUCGACAAUAUCACGACAAGGCCGUAAGGGAUCUCGCCCAAGCCCAAACGAAACCGGCCGCCACAUCGCUUCUAAACAGCAAACCCUUCGAGGCUCCGAUCAGCUUUUUCAGGAAAAUGCUUCCAAGAACACCGACGAACCAAGAGCAGGCGUCGACCAGUCAGCCCAAGUGAGCAUCGCGCGCGCUCCAGUCAUGUAAAACCCACACAACUGUAACUAAACACUUGU